Messenger RNA from Liolophura sinensis, 3585 nucleotides. RefSeq names its product progranulin-like. Gene Ontology annotation, cellular component: extracellular region. Lineage: Eukaryota; Metazoa; Mollusca; Polyplacophora; Chitonida; Chitonidae. The transcript has 10 exons. The record is from RefSeq and is a predicted model, not a curated record. The coding region runs from base 993 to 3209 and encodes 738 amino acids.
AAAAUGUGGCGUGUGUGAACAUGGCAAGGAGUUAGGAGAAUCAGUUACUGCGUGACUGUUUUGAACCUGAUCUUAGCCUAAUUUGUGUUGAGAGGAAGUGUCUUACUGUCACCUGAGUGGGUGGGAUUUGCAAGCACAUGACUGACAUCUGACAUGGAUGUAUGUUAUUACAGUGAAGCACAAGACUCAUUGUCAUAUGUCACGUUUUUUUCAUUCAUUGCUAGCAAAUAUUGAGCCUUAAAUUGAUUGAAUGCAAAUCCACACACAGGGCUUUAAAACAGGGCUUUCAUUUUGGUAAAUGAACCCACCAUUUACCUUUUCCACAUGACAGCAGAAACGUGAGAUUUGUUUGUGAGGUGUGAAACUACCUGUAUGUGAAGUAGGACCUAGCCUGUAGAAGCAGGCCUUUAUACAAUUCAUGAAUAUGUUAUGCCACAACUAUACCAACUGUUUUCUACUCAAUAGAAGGUAGAAAAAGACGACGUCCUACAUGUAUCAUUGAAAUUAUUAAAUAUGCAAAAAUUAUGCACAGAGGCAAAUUGUCUGGUUACUCACACAAAUGAACACUGACAUUCCUCAGAUUGCAGGCUCUUUUCAAAUUCUGACAUUUUCUGAAAUGUCCAAGCACUUCACAAAAAUUGGUAAUGGUCAUUACUCACUGCCAUGACUAUUCUGUGGAUCUUAAGUUUUCCUUUUCUCUUUUUUCACCUCUGCACGGUUUCCACCCACCAUUAUGUUGGCCACUGUCGUAUAAGUGAAAUAUUCUUGAGCACAGUGUAAAACACCAAUCAAAUAAAUAAAAAAUGUAGAGGUAGAAUUAUGAGAUUGUAAAGUAGACAUUGAUUUGAUCAGGGGAGGAGACAAUCAUGUCUGGGAAAUUUUAAAAGAUAUUUUAAAAGAAGUACUGUAUUUUACAUAUGUGAUGUUUGUUCUUAAGUUGACUGUAAAUAACUGGUUUUUCGUCUUUAUUUAAAUGUUAUUUUCACUUGCAGAUGCUAGCAUCAGUCCUCUGUGGCUGUCUUCUGGUGAGCUCAGCACUGUCAAGUACACUUUUCUUCAAACCGCAUGAAAGGCCCGUAGAGAAAGUGGAAAAUGUGGUGUGUCCAGAUGGUCAAUCCCAGUGUCCAGAUGGAAGCACCUGUUGUAAACUGGCCUCUGGUCAGUACGGAUGCUGUCCCUUACCACAGGCUGUGUGUUGCUCUGACCACACCCACUGCUGUCCCUCAGGCACGACCUGUGACACCAGUCAGGGCAAAUGUAACAGAGGCCAUAGUAGCAUUCCGUGGUUUGAGAAGCAGCCAUCAAAGCCCAUUCAUACAGUCACCGUAGGGAAUGUGGUGUGUCCAGAUGGUCAGUCCCAGUGUCCAGAUGGAAGCACGUGUUGUAAACUGGCCUCUGGUCAGUACGGAUGCUGUCCCUUACCACAGGCUGUGUGUUGCUCCGACCACACCCACUGCUGUCCCUCAGGCACAACCUGUGAUACCAGUCAGGGCAAAUGUAACAGAGGUGAGAUUAGCACCCCCUGGCUGAAGAAACAACCUGCCCUGCCCAGAGUGAAUGUUGGCAAUGUGGUGUGUCCGGAUGGUCAGUCCCAGUGUCCAGAUGGAAGCACCUGUUGUAAACUGGCCUCUGGUCAGUAUGGAUGCUGUCCCUUACCACAGGCUGUGUGUUGCUCUGACCACACCCACUGCUGUCCCUCAGGCACAACCUGUGAUACCAGUCAGGGCAAAUGUAACAGAGGUGAGAUUAGCACCCCCUGGCUGAAGAAACAACCUGCCCUGCCCAGAGUGAGUGUUGGCAAUGUGGUGUGUCCAGAUGGUCAGUCCCAGUGUCCAGAUGGAAGCACCUGUUGUAAGCUGGCCUCUGGUCAGUAUGGAUGCUGUCCCUUACCACAGGCUGUGUGUUGCUCUGACCACACCCACUGCUGUCCCUCAGGCACAACCUGUGAUACCAGUCAGGGCAAAUGUAACAGAGGUGAGAUUAGCACCCCCUGGCUGAAGAAACAACCUGCCCUGCCCAGAGUGAAUGUUGGCAAUGUGGUGUGUCCAGAUGGUCAGUCCCAGUGUCCAGAUGGAAGCACCUGUUGUAAACUGGCCUCUGGUCAGUAUGGAUGCUGUCCCUUACCACAGGCUGUGUGUUGCUCUGACCACACCCACUGCUGUCCCUCAGGCACAACCUGUGAUACCAGUCAGGGCAAAUGUAACAGAGGUGAGAUUAGCACCCCCUGGCUGAAGAAACAACCUGCCCUGCCCAGAGUGAGUGUUGGCAAUGUGGUGUGUCCAGAUGGUCAGUCCCAGUGUCCAGAUGGAAGCACCUGUUGUAAGCUGGCCUCUGGUCAGUAUGGAUGCUGUCCCUUACCACAGGCUGUGUGUUGCUCUGACCACACCCACUGCUGUCCCUCAGGCACAACCUGUGAUACCAGUCAGGGCAAAUGUAACAGAGGUGAGAUUAGCACCCCCUGGCUAAAGAAACAACCUGCCCUGCCCAGAGUGAGUGUUGGCAAUGUGGUGUGUCCAGAUGGUCAGUCCCAGUGUCCAGAUGGAAGCACCUGUUGUAAGCUGGCCUCUGGUCAGUAUGGAUGCUGUCCCUUACCACAGGCUGUGUGUUGCUCUGACCACACCCACUGCUGUCCCUCAGGCACAACCUGUGAUACCAGUCAGGGCAAAUGUAACAGAGGUGAGAUUAGCACCCCCUGGCUGAAGAAACAACCUGCCCUGCCCAGAGUGAGUGUUGGCAAUGUGGUGUGUCCAGAUGGUCAGUCCCAGUGUCCAGAUGGAAGCACCUGUUGUAAACUGGCCUCUGGUCAGUACGGAUGCUGUCCCUUACCACAGGCAGUGUGUUGCUCUGACCACACCCACUGCUGUCCCUCAGGCACAACCUGUGAUACCAGUCAGGGCAAAUGUAACAGAGGUGAGAUCAGCACCUCCUGGCUAAAGAAACAGCCUGCCCUGUCCAGAGUAAAUGUGGGCAGUGUUAUGUGUCCAGAUGGUCAGUCCCAGUGUCCAGAUGGAAGCACCUGUUGUAAACUGGCCUCUGGUCAGUAUGGAUGCUGUCCCUUACCACGGGCUGUUUGCUGCUCCGACGGCCUCCACUGCUGCCCUCAGGGAACCACAUGUGACCUGUCCCAGGGGAAGUGUAACCGUGGUGUCAUCAGCCUACCCUGGGUAGAGAAACUGGUGGCAGCUGCCAGGGAUCCUCCAGCAGUCUAAUUGUGCUUGUCACCUGUGACCUGGCUUCAUGUGAAGAAGACUGGCUUCAAGUGUAGGAGACCUGGCUUCAUGUGAAGGAGACCCAGUACUUCAGACAAAAACCUGGUGGAGAGAAAACCUCUUCUGUUGUGAAAAAUGUGUAACAAGUUAACAACAAUCAUUUGACAUCCCAUUCAGAAAUUACCUGAAUUCAUGUUUUCAUGAACAUUUCUUGUUAAUAGUGCAUGUAUUUACUGAGUUCACUGCAUGAGGGGAAAAAAUACAAAUGUUUCAAGCUCAUCUGGACGCCUAAAUUAGACUGAAUAUUUGCCUCCCUCAUAUCCGUGCCUUUUUUUGUAGGUGUUUAUAUACAUACGGUGACUUACAUUUACUUCCA